Molecule: messenger RNA, 8758 nt
Organism: Neltuma alba
Lineage: Eukaryota; Viridiplantae; Streptophyta; Magnoliopsida; Fabales; Fabaceae
Exons: 32
Biological process (GO): protein retention in Golgi apparatus; protein targeting to vacuole
Cellular component (GO): membrane
Source: RefSeq, a predicted model, not a curated record
CAGGUGGAUCUAUUGCAUGCUGUGUUGUCUGAAAAAGAAUAUAAAGUGAUUUUGGAUUGUACAUACAUGAAUUUAUCUGAAGAGCCAACGCUUCCUCCUAGCUUUCGUGGUGGAAAUUCCAUUUCAAAGGAUACUAUUAGGCUUCUGGUUGAUAAGGUUAACAUGAACAGUCAACUUUUACUAUCACAGACGGUUACAGUUGUUGCUGUUGUGGUCAAUCACGCUUUACUAGAGCUGUGUUAUGGCACUGACGAGGAAUCCCCAUUGGCUCAUAUUGCUCUGGAAGGUCUUUGGGCUUCAUAUCGCAUGACUUCGUUAUCUGAAAAAGACCUCUAUGUGACAAUUCCCAAAUUUUCCAUUCUCGAUGUCCGGCCUCACACAAAGCCUGAAAUGCGUCUAAUGCUUGGAUCAUCUUUUGAUGCUUCCAAACAAAUAGUUCCUGGAAAAAUUCCUUUUUCCUUCAAUAAAAGUAGUUCUUGGAGGAUGAGCGAUGAAGCGGGAACUGACAUUGAUUUGCCUAUUUUGACAAUGUUCUUGAUGGAUUACAGAUGGCGUGUGUCAUCUCAGUCAUUUGUAAUACGUGUGCAACAACCUCGGGUUCUUGUUGUGCCUGAUUUUCUCCUUGCUGUGGCUGAAUUUUUUGUGCCUUCUUUGGGGGCAUUAACUGGAAGAGAGGAAUGCAUGGAUCCGAAGAAUGAUCCCAUUCGCAAAAACAAUAGGAUAGUUUUGAUGGAACCUGUUUACAAGCAGACAGAAGAUGUAGUACACCUCUCUCCAUCUAAACAGUUAGUGGCAGAUUGCAUUGGCAUUGAUGAAUUUAUAUAUGAUGGUUGUGGAAAGUGUAUCUGUUUGAGUGUUGAAAAAGACGCAAAGGAAUUGCGGAGUACAAAUUUUCGACCAAUUAUUUUCAUUGGACGUGGAAAGAGACUGCGGUUUGUCAAUGUAAAAAUUGAGAAUGGUUCUCUUUUAAGGAAGUAUACAUACCUGAGUAAUGAUAGCAGCUACUCCGUGUCUGUUGAUGAUCGUGUCAAUAUAGUGUUCCUGAAUAAUUCCUUAUCCGGUGACAAGAGCAUAGACCAAGAUCUUCAAUCAGCAGAGAGCUUGAAUUCUACAUAUUCUCAAUGCGACUCAAAUGAAAUUCAGAGUUUCACCUUUGAAACCCAGGUUAUAUCUCCGGAGUUCACCUUCUAUGAUGGUACUAAAUCUUUUCUGGAUGAUUCAUCAUAUGGUGAGAAGCUUAUUCGUGCGAAGUUGGACUUGAGCUUCAUCUAUGCCUCCAAAGAAAAAGACACUUGGAUAAGAGCUCUGGUGAAGGAUUUUACUGUUGAGGCUGGUUCUGGUCUUAUCAUUCUGGAUCCAGUGGAUAUUUCAGGGGGAUACACUUCUGCAAAGGACAAAACAAAUAUUUCAUUAAUAUCAACUGACAUAUGUCUCCAUCUUUCACUUAGUGCAAUUUCUCUUAUACUCAAUCUGCAGAGUCAGGCAUCUGCAGCGCUUAACUAUGGAAAUGCAACUCCCUUGGUUCCAUGUACCAACUUUGAUCGAAUUUGGGUUUCUCAAAAAGGAAACAAUAUUACAUUUUGGAGGCCUCAAGCUCCAACAAAUUAUGUUGUAUUAGGUGAUUGUGUGACAUCAAGGCCAAUACCCCCUUCACAGGCAGUAAUGGCAGUGAGCAACACAUAUGGAAGAGUAAGAAAGCCAGUUCGUUUUCUUCUUAUUGGUUCAUUCACAAAUAAUCAAGGCCUUGGAGAUGAGGGUUACACUGAUGCUAGCAGUGAUUGCUCUCUGUGGAUGCCUGUUGCACCCCCAGGAUACACAGCCCUUGGUUGUGUAGCACAUUUAGGGAAUCAACCGCCACCAAAUCAUGUUGUUUACUGCCUGCGUUCUGAUCUUGUAACAUCAACUUUGUAUUCGGAUUGCUUAUUUAUUUCUCCUGCCCAUGUUGCCUCUCAUUUUAGCAUCUGGCGUCUUGAUAAUGUUAUUGGGUCCUUCUUUGCCCAUUCUUCAACUAGAUGUCCUCCUGAAGAUAGAUGUUAUGACCUAAGUCAUCUGCUUCUCUGGAGCUCAAAUCGGGCUCAGCCUUCUCCAUUAGAUGCAGUUUCAGAUUUCAGUUCUUGUGAUAGGGAAAAUCAGCAAGCAAUUCAAGGUGCAAAUACAUCUGGAUGGGAUAUUUUGAGGUCCAUGUCAAAAGCUACCAAUUAUAUGUCUUCACCUAACUUUGAGAGAAUUUGGUGGGACAAAGGUAGUGAGUUUCGUCGUUCGGUCUCGAUAUGGCGACCUGUUGCACGUCUUGGUUAUGCUGUCUUGGGUGAUUGCAUCACUGAAGGGCUUGAACCUCCUGCUCUGGGAAUAAUUUUCAAAAAUGACAAUCCUGAUGUCUCUGCCAAACCUGUUCAGUUUACUAAAGUUGCGCAUAUCGUGGGGAAAGGAAUCGAGGAAAUUUUCUUCUGGUACCCUAUAGCUCCUCCUGGUUAUGUUUCUCUCGGAUGUGUUGUCUCCAAGACAGAUGAACCGCCAUGUGCUGAUCUGUUUUGCUGCCCAAGGAUGGAUCUUGUUAGCCAAGCAAACAUCCAUGAGGUUCCACUCUCAAGAUCUUCAAGUUCAAGGGCACCCCAUUGCUGGAGCAUUUGGAAAGUAGAAAACCAGGCUUGCACCUUCUUGGCUCGAUCUGAUCUCAAAAAGCCGUCAAGCCGAUUAGCCUACAUAAUUGGUGACCCAAUUAAGCCCAAGACGCAAGAAAACAUAACUGCUGAUGUGAGGCUAAGAUUCUUGUCUCUGACAAUUUUGGACAGCAUAUAUGGAAUGGCAAUGACACCGCUGUUUGACACAACCAUUACGAACUUAAAGCUUGCAACACAAGGUCGCCUAGAAUCCAUGAAUGCAGUACUGAUUUCUUCGAUUGCUGCAUCAACCUUCAAUGCACAAUUAGAGGCAUGGGAGCCACUUGUGGAGCCAUUUGAUGGAAUAUUCAAGUUUGAAACUUAUCAUUCAAACGUAAACUUGCCAUCUGGACUUGCAAAGAGAAUUCGCAUUGCUGCUACCAAUAUUCUGAAUGUGAAUAUUAGUGCAGCAAAUCUUGAGUCCUUUGUGGGAUGCAUUCUCUCAUGGAGAAGACAGUUAGAGCUUGAACAGAAAGCAUCUAAGCUAAAAGAGGAGGCUGGUAAUCUGCAAAGAAAUGGGGGUGAUGCAACUUUUUCUGCACUGGAUGAGGAUGAUUUACAGACGGUUGUAGUAGAGAAUAAACUUGGGUGUGAUAUCUAUGUGAAAAAAGUUGAGCAAGAUGUAGAUAUGGUCGACAAACUACAUCAUGGUGAUUGUGCUUCUGUGUGGAUUCCACCUCCAAGGUUUUCAGAUAGGUUAAAUGUUUCAGAUGAAUCAAGAGAGGCACGUUGUUAUAUUGCUGUUAAGAUACUUGAGGCCAAGGGUUUACUUCUCAUUGAUGAUGGAAACAGCCAUAACUUCUUCUGUGCUUUGCGCCUUGUCGUGGAUACCCAGGCAACUGAACAGCAAAAGUUGUUUCCCCAGAGUGCUAGAACUAAAUGUGUGAAACCUACAGUUUCGGGAAUUAAAGAUCAGGUUGAAGGCACAGUAAAGUGGAAUGAGCUCUUUAUAUUCGAAGUUCCUCGAAAGGCCCCUGCUAAGAUGGAAAUAGAGGUCACAAAUCUGGCUGCUAAAGCUGGAAAAGGUGAAGUUGUGAGUUCCCUGUCUUUUCCUGUCGGACAUGAUACAAAUAUGUUAAGGAAGGCCGCUUCUAUGAAAAUGGUUCAUCAUCCGUAUGAUGCUCAGAAUAUAACAUCAUAUCCGCUCAGGAGAAUGGUUCAACAAAACAAUGUUGAAGACUUCCAGAAUGGAAGCCUCUUUGUCUCAACAUCUUCUGUUGAAAGAAAUACAAUUGCAAAUCUUCAAAAAGAUGCAAUAAGUGAGAACGAUGCUGAUAGAGACACAGGAUUUUGGGUAGGGCUUGGCCCUGAGGGUGAAUGGAAAAGUGUACGGUCAUUGCUUCCACUUUCUGUGGUUCCUAAAUCCUUAGAAAAUGAAUUCUUUGCCAUGGAAGUCGUCAUGAAAAAUGGCAAGAAACAUGCUAUAUUCCGCAGUCUUGUUACAGUAGUGAAUGAUUCGGAUGUUGCAUUGAACAUAUCUACAUGCCACUCAUCUUUGAGUCUUGGAACUGAUUACUCACGUGGUGUUAGCAGUAAUAUUAGUGCUGUUGAAGAGGUCUUUCAGAAUCAGUAUUAUCACCCUACGUCUGGUUGGGGUAACAAAUGGCCAACUCACCUUGGAAAUGUUGGCCUCUGGAGUACAAGAGACUUCUCUCACACAUCAAAGGACUUCUUUGAACCACCACUCCCUCCAGGGUGGAAAUGGAUGUCAGGGUGGACCAUUGAUAAAAGUCCAUUUGUUGAUAAUGAUGGCUGGACAUAUGGGUCUGACCUUGUAUCCUUAAAGUGGCCUCCCACUUCCAAAUUUUCAGCAAGAACAGCCUCUGAUGUUAUGCGUAGAAGGCGAUGGGUUCGUUCGAGAAAAAAUCUCUCUGCACAAGGAGUAGAGUCCAUGCAGAGUGAAGCCACUAUUGUGAAUCCUGGUGCUGCUUCUGUUUUGUGUUGGCAAAGCACAACCAAAGGCUCUGAUGAAUGUUUACAAGUUCGACCUAGAUUAGAUGAUCCUCAGUUUUUAUAUUCAUGGGGCCAUACAGUAGCUGUUGCUUCAAGUUCUAUGUUUGGCAAAGACCAGCUCCUACUAAAUGAAAGUUCUAAACAGAAUUCUUUGAUGCCCAACUGCUCCUUGAAACUAAAUCAGCUUGAAAAAAAGGAUGUACUUUUGUGCUGUUCUCCUAGUGGUGGAAAUAAGUUGUUUUGGCUUAGCGUAGGAACAGAUGCCUCAGUUCUUAAUACCGAACUAAAUGCACCAAUAUAUGACUGGAAAAUAUCCGUCAAUUCUCCUAUGAAGUUGGAAAACCGGCUUCCCUGUCCUGCUGAGUUUAAAGUAUGGGAAAAACCAAAGGAGGGAAAAUUCAUUGAGCGGCAUCACAGUGUCAUAUCCUCUCGCCAAAGUGCACAUAUCUAUUCAGCAGAUAUCCAGAGACCCUUGUAUCUUACUCUGUCUGUGCAGGGAGGUUGGCUUAUGGAAAAGGACCCUGUUCUUGUACUGGAUCCUUCUUUUACCAACCACGUCGCAUCGUUCUGGAUGAUUCACCAGCAAAGUAGAAGGAAAUUGCGUGUGAGCAUUGAAUACGAUAUGGGUGCGACAAGUGUUGCCCCAAAGACUUUAAGGCUUUUUGUUCCCUAUUGGAUUGUCAAUGAGUCAUCUUUGGCUUUGGCAUAUCGUGUGGUGGAAGUAGAACCUUUGGAAAAUACAGACAUGGAUUCUGUUUUACUCUCUAGGGCAGUGAAGUCUGCCAAAACAGCCUUGAAAAAUCCUUUAAGUUCAAUGGAUAAAAGGCACUCUAUUUCAAGGAGAAACCUUCAGGUACUUGAAGAUAUUGAAGACAGCAGCCCAUUUCCUAGCAUGCUUUCACCGCAAGAUGAUGCUGUUCGAAGUGGACUUACAGUCUUUCAAUCUCAAAAAGAUACUAGCCUGUCACCUCGGGUGGGCAUUGCAGUUGCCAUGAACCAGUCUGAAGUGUAUAGCCCUGGGAUUUCUCUCCUUGAGCUGGAAAACAAGGAGCGUAUUGAUGUCAAGGCUUUCGAUUCAGAUGGAUCUUACUGCAAACUUUCAGCAUUAUUGAACAUGACUUCUGACAGAACAAAGGUGGUUCAUUUCCAGCCACACACGCUGUUUAUUAAUAGGGCUGGAUGUAGUCUAUGCCUGCAGCAAUGUAGUUCUGAGGCAUCCAUGUGGAUUCAUCCUACUGAUUCUCCAAAAUCCUUUUUGUGGCAGUCAUCUGCCAAAGUGGAAUUGUUGAAGCUGUGCAUGGAAGGAUACCAAUGGAGUGCACCAUUUAGUGUGGACAAUGAAGGUGAGAUGCGCAUUAACUUGAAAAAAAAAGUUGGAGAUGGCCAAAUGCAAUUAAGAGUACUAGUAAGAAGUGGUGCCAAGCGGUCACGUUCUGAAGUUAUAUUUCGUCCAAAUUCAUUAUCAAGUCCCUACAGGAUUGAGAAUCAUUCGAUGUUCUUGCCCAUUUGCUUUCGUCAAGUUGAUGGUACCAGUGAUUCUUGGCAGCUGCUUCUUCCAAAUGCUGCUGCUUCGUUUCUGUGGGAAGAUGUUGGGAGAAGACGUUUGUUGGAGCUCUUAGUAGAUGGAACUGACACAUUGAAAUCACUGAAGUAUGAUAUUGAUCAAAUUUCUGAUAAUCAGCCUAUCCAUGUAACUGAUGAAUUGAACAGAGCCUUGUGUGUUACCAUUGUAAAGGAAGAGAAAAUCAGUGUUGUCAAGAUCAGUGAUUGGAUGCCAGAAACUGAACCUACAGGGGUUCUGAGUGGAAAAUCUUUGUCAUCAAUGUCUCAGAUCUAUAAAAGUGAUUCUCAGAAGCAACAAUCCCUGUCUGUUGCAGAUUGUGAAUUCCACAUAUUUUUUGAGCUUGCUGAGCUUGGAAUAUCUGUUAUUGAUCAUACACCCGAGGAAAUAUUAUACCUAUCUAUUCAGAAUCUCGUUCUAGCAUAUUCAACUGGUCUGGGCUCUGGAAUCAAUAGGUUUAAACUCAGAAUGCGUGGCUUACAGGUGGACAACCAGCUGCCAUUAACUCCAAUGCCAGUUCUCUUCCGUCCACAAAGACUAGUGGCAGAAUCUGACUAUAUCCUAAAAUUCUCCAUGACAAUGCAGUCAAAUGGAUCGCUGGAUCUCUGUGUCUAUCCAUAUAUUGGUCUUCAUGGCCUGGAGAAUUCGGCUUCCUUUUUGAUAAACAUUCAUGAACCUAUUAUUUGGCGCCUUCAUGAAAUGAUCCAGCAGGUGAAGCUCAGUAGGCUGUAUGAUUCUCAAACCACGGCUGCUUCAGUUGAUCCGAUAAUUCAAAUUGGUGUGCUCAAUAUCUCAGAAGUUCGGUUAAAGGUGUCUAUGGCUAUGUCACCCAGUCAAAGGCCAAGGGGUGUGCUUGGGUUCUGGGCAUCUUUAAUGACUGCUCUGGGGAACACAGAAAAUAUGUCUGUCAGGAUUAAUCCAAAGUUUCAUGAGAACGUGUGCAUGAGGCAGAGUUCUAUGAUUAGCAUGGCUAUCUCAAAUAUCCGGAAGGAUCUUCUGGGGCAACCACUUCAGCUUCUGUCAGGUGUUGAUAUCUUGGGUAAUGCAAGCAGUGCACUUGGACAUAUGAGUAAAGGUGUGGCUGCACUAUCAAUGGACAAGAAGUUUAUCCAAAGUCGUCAGAGACAGGAAACCAAAGGUGUGGGGGAUUUCGGUGAUGUCAUCAGAGACGGAGGUGGGGCAUUAGCUAAAGGUUUAUUCAGAGGAGUAACUGGCAUAUUAACAAAGCCUCUUGAAGGCGCUAAAACUUCUGGUGUUGAAGGUUUUGUUCAAGGCGUUGGGAAGGGAAUUAUUGGUGCAGCUGCACAGCCAGUGAGUGGAGUUUUGGAUCUUCUGUCAAAAACAACCGAAGGUGCCAAUGCUAUGAGAAUGAAAAUUGCAGCUGCUAUCACAUCUGAUGAACAGCUUCUCCGGAGGAGACUGCCUCGGGUAAUAAGUGGUGAUAAUUUGCUUCAACUAUAUGAUGAGUACAAAGCUCAAGGACAGGUUAUAUUGCAGCUUGCAGAAUCAGGUUCAUUUUUUGGUCAGGUUGAUCUUUUCAGAGUUCGUGGAAAGUUUGCGCUAUCGGAUGCCUAUGAAGACCACUUUCUGCUUCCAAAAGGGAAAAUCCUUAUGGUCACUCAUCGGAGAGUCAUACUAUUGCAACAACCUUCCAAUAUUAUUGGUCAGAGGAAGUUCAGCCCUGCAAAGGAUCCUUGCUCGAUAUUGUGGGAUGUACUCUGGGAUGACCUCGGGACAAUGGAAUUGACAAAUGGAAAGAAAGACAGCCCAAAAGCUCCCCCUUCACGGCUCAUUUUAUAUUUGAAUUCAUCAUUGGAUUCGAAAGAAAAUAUUCGCACUAUAAAAUGUCAUAGUGAAUCCAAGCAAGCUCUUGAAGUUUAUCUUGCAAUCGAACAUGCAAUGAACACUUAUGGCCCAAAUUCGUCAAAGGGAGUAGUUAAAAAAAUAGUGGCAAAGCCAUAUUCCCCAUGUACUGACAGCCCCAGUGGUGAUUUCGUACCUAAAGACGGGGUUUGCUCCAUGUCCCCUCAAAUGAUGCCUGGGUCAGUUCUCCUUGCUUCAACUUUCGGAAGCUGUACUAAGCAGUUGGAGUGAGUGUUCAUUGGACAUCAAUCGCCAUAUCAACAACUGCUCCGUUUGAUCCUCAAUCCAGGCCCACUUGCCUCCAGUCCGAAAGGUCGGGCUGAGCAAACUAGUUCGAACUUGCUAAUGGGCAUAUUUGAUAUCCUGAGACGGGGAAAUCCAUUAAAAGGCCGUUUCCUUUACGACCUUACAUUAAUUUGGUAUCCCCCAAUUUUUUCCCGCCACCUAUCUUCUGCGAUUAAUAGAUUUUACUGUCUAAGCAUUCUUUUUAUGUACACCAAUUGUUCUGGUGUGCGUGUGUGUGUGUGUGUGUGUAUAUAUAUAUGGUUAUCAAAAUCAUUUCACUUUGUACAUAUACAAUAUCACAGCGAGAUGGACGCUAUUUAUAUAAUUGUCCUUCUCUAUUGAUUUUUAUUAUUGAUACUGUAGAGAGAGGCGAUGUUAUUAUGCUCGAGUUCUGUUAUUGUGUAGUGCGAAUUAAAUGAUCACCACUAAGUUUUCU